CACAAAUUUGCAAAGUGUCAACGGACCUUAAACUACAGCUCAGCACAGCAGAAGACUCAGGGCUCGGCAGCAUGGACCUUACAGAUUAUGGAGCUGCAAUCAUGAGGAGGGGAAGUUAUGAUGAUGCAGCUGCUUCAAUACAUCCUCACUUCAGACAUUUAGCUCAGAGGCGGCGCUCUGCUCCAUCUCUGGUCUUUGGGAAGGCCCUUGGGAUGCCGUGGUCUCCUAUCAGGGAGGAGGCUCCCUGCUGGGUGUCUGUUGAGCAGAGUCCAUUUGUUCUCGGUUUGACCAACGAGAACAGCGAGCUGCUGCUGGACGAGUGCGUCCAAGUCACAGAGGGGUCAAAGAUCAAGCAGCGACACCUGUUUCUCUUUACUGAUGUCCUCGUCUUGGCAAAACUAAAGUCGACGACCAGCUACCGCCUAAAGCACAGAGUGGACCUGGAGGACGUCUGGCUUUGUGACUUUGAGGAGGAGCAUGAGGAGGAUGGUGAUGACAGUGGGACAAUAGGGGACAUUGACCCCAGGCUGACUCUUGUCCUAGCUUGGGAUCUCACUUUUUGUCUUGUGUGUUUUUGCUCGCCUGAGGUGAAAGAACGCUGGUCAGAUACUCUUCACAGAAAAAUUAGAGACGCAAAAGCGAGGACUAGUUGUGCUACUUCUUCACCUCCGGACGUCCUCAUGAAGGUGUUGAGUGGCAGCAUCGCUACUAAAACUCUAAUAGGAGGUGGCAUGGAACAAAUGAUCGUGCUUACAUCUGAGGGCGAUGUGAGGAGCUGUGCUUUGUCAAAGCAGUUAAACAAUCAAGAGGAGAGACUGACACAGUCCUCUGAAACCAAGUGGAACCUGGUGAGGAACAGGAUGAAGCUCAGGAGGGCUUCCAGCAAGGCAUCCAACACAAAUAAAAGCACCAAGAGUCAGCUGUUUGGGCAGCAACUUUGCAACAUCUGCCCAGAUGACAACUCUCUUCCCAAACCAAUCACAGACCUGCUGCUGCUGCUGAGGAAGAGGGGCCCCUCUGUGGAAGGGGUGUUUCGGAAGCCGUGCAACACCAGGCUCAUGAAGGACCUCAAGGAGCAGCUUGAUAACGGUGCGGAGGUGGACCUGGCGGGUCAGCAGGUCCAUCUGCUGGUUGGACUGCUCAAAUGUUUCCUGAAGGAACUUCCUGGCAGCCUGCUCAGGUCUGACCUUUACAACAGGUGGACAGCAGCUCUGGACCAUGAAGACACCGAGCAGAGAGCUCUGGAAAUCAAAAAGGUGAUCUAUGAUCUUCCGGGGCCCAACAAAAUCCUCCUGCAGUACCUGAUCUGCGUCUUCCAUUGCAUCCUGGAGAGCUCAGACAUCAACAAGAUGGACGCCUCCAAUCUGGCGGUGUGCAUCGGGCCCACGCUGCUGCAGCUGGAUGACACCCCACUGGAUGGGCAGAGGGAAAAGAUGGGGAAGGCCACAGACCUAACUCAGUUCCUGAUUGAGAACAGCAUCAUUCUUAGAGAAAAUAUUCAAACUUUACUUGAUACAGAUGAAGACUCCCUUUCCUCGGUACAUCAUGACUCUGCGUAUGACAGCCCUGACCCAGAUGGAGAUGGAGAGGCAGGAGAGAAAAGAAGGUCCACAGAUGGAGGCCGUGGCUCAUCUUCCUCAUAUUCGUCCCUCAGCCCCAGCAUAACCACCUUGUCCUGGCAAUCUGAUGCAGCCUUCGACAACAAGGCACCCUUCAACCGCCGCUGCUCCGAGCCCAUUCUCCUCCUCCCAGACAAUCUUGAGAACCUGCGCAGCCAUGCCAGGAGCCAAGAUGACUGUUCCAUGCAGCGGGACGAGUUCGACGAGCAGCCCCUGAAAAAGCAGAUCUCAGAUGACUCCUUCUUGCUUAAAGGUCGGGGUGGAGCCAGCUCGGUUUUGUCUUUUCCAAAGCUGAGCUGUAGCUCAAACAUGGAUCUGCUGCCCUUCAUGGGCAAGGACUGGUCCUGCUCUUCCUUGGAGAGUACUGCCUCUAACCAGUCAGAGAGCUCUGUCUUUACCAAUUCCCCAGUGGGCUCGCCAAAGUCCUCCAAGAAAAAUAACAGCAACAGUCAACCAAUAGUGAUAACAAAUGGCAAGCUGGAUGUUCCCAGGCCAAUCUCAGAGGAGAAGAGGCGAUCACAGUCCAUGAGGGUCGCCUCAAAAGUCCUGAUGAGGACCAGGAGCCUGGGUGCCUUCAGCAGAAGCAGUCUAAAGAAAGACUCGCAAAAGGAAAACUCCUUCCCAGAGACUCUUCAGGAGGACUCACAGAGUGAAGCAGAUCCCUCAACCGAUGUUCUUCUCAAGUCACGCCCUCUGUCUGCCAUUGAAGUGUUCAAGAAGGUGGACAGUAAGCUGCCCUGCAGGCCUCCAUCAUACGAGCAGGCUGUGCAGAACAUGGCCCCCCCACCGCAGUAUGGCUCCAUGACUGUACAGGACGCCUUAACACUGGAGAGGAGGUCCCGCCCUUCCUCUGUGAACUAUGACUUUCCAAUCAGAGAGUAUGUAUACAACCAGGACUGCUUCUCUCAAAUGGCACAAGACAACGUUGUUAAGCGGCAGCAGCCUUUUCGCCAGAGGGCCAUGUCUGAGUCCAUAACUGCGGGCCAGCAUGAAGUCGUGUCCCAGAGAUGCAGCCAGCCGGUGUUUGAGGAAUUUUCCUAUGCCAAGGAAUCCUACGUUUGAAAAUACUAAAAACAUUUAUUUCGUCCCGGAUCUAGAAGACUAUCCAGAUUUGAUCACACACAGUUUUUGUAUAGUUGACCUUCUGUACUUCCAUCAGAGGCAGCAUGUUUGGUACUAUUUCUAAGCAUUGUAUGUUUGCGGCUCUGUUUUUAUAAGUGUUUGUACAGAAAAAGCCUAUUUUUCACUUUUGUUUAAAGGUAUGUCUGUUAUGUCCCACCUCUGAGGUUGCAGAUCCCCAGUAGUACUAUUUAAGUACGAAUAUUACAUUAUAUGUAGUUACCAUGAUAGAUAUUUAGUCUAUCACCAUGAAGCUAAAAACACAGUUUGCUGUGGAUGAAAUAUGCUAUGAGUUUCUGUUUUGUGUGUUUUACGUACAACACAUUACAUCAAACACAGUUUGUUUUUCUUACUUUUUUUUGUGCUUUUUUGUGAAUGCACUUCACUUUUCACAGUCUUCCUCUUCCACUACACUAAAGCACUUUUAAUGGUGGCUAGCUAUGCUUUCCCUAUUUGUAUGCUAAACUGUAAAUAUGUUUAAACACCAGCAGAUACAAAUGUGUUUCAUGUGAACUCCAAAUAAUAUAAAUGGUUAUAGAUAACCCUGUGAGAAAAUGAAAGAAAAAUAAAGUAUGAAAAUAAAUUAAAAAAGUUAA
Messenger RNA from Girardinichthys multiradiatus, 3334 nucleotides. It is a transcript of the gene tagapb, whose product is annotated as T cell activation RhoGTPase activating protein b. Lineage: Eukaryota; Metazoa; Chordata; Actinopteri; Cyprinodontiformes; Goodeidae. Gene Ontology annotation, molecular function: GTPase activator activity. The transcript is spliced from 14 exons. Gene Ontology annotation, biological process: regulation of Rho protein signal transduction; signal transduction. The record is from RefSeq and is a predicted model, not a curated record. The coding region runs from base 72 to 2681 and encodes 869 amino acids.